Messenger RNA from Fonsecaea nubica, 585 nucleotides. RefSeq lists its product as hypothetical. Lineage: Eukaryota; Fungi; Ascomycota; Eurotiomycetes; Chaetothyriales; Herpotrichiellaceae. The transcript has 3 exons. Gene Ontology annotation, cellular component: membrane. Gene Ontology annotation, molecular function: copper ion transmembrane transporter activity. The coding region runs from base 1 to 585 and encodes 194 amino acids. Gene Ontology annotation, biological process: copper ion transmembrane transport. The record is from RefSeq and is a predicted model, not a curated record.
AUGACAGCCUCUGCAGCGGCCGCGACUACCUCCGCCCACGAUAUGGGAGGGAUGGACAUGGGUGCCAACUCGUGCAAAAUCUCCAUGACAUGGAACUGGUACACCGUGGGAGCUUGCUUCAUCUCUCAGGACUGGCAAAUCACUUCCGGGGGCAUGUUUGCAGGCUCCUGCAUCGGUGUCAUCUGUCUGGUCAUCUCCCUCGAGUUCCUUCGUAGACUCGGACGCGAGUAUGAUGCCUGGAUUGCAAGACGCGACCGCAAGCUUCUUUCUGUCGCCGCAGCCACUCGAUCUCACGCCGAAGAUAGCUCAUCCUCGAACCACGAGGCUGGAAAUGGCAAACAACCCUCACCCAGUUCGCAACUAGUGGACCGGACCGUAUACCAACGCCCGCGAGUGCCCUGGUUGACGCUCCUGCAGCGCCAGGUGAUCCGGUCUCUGAUCCAUAUGGUCCAAUUUGGUGUCGCAUACUUUAUCAUGUUACUGGCCAUGUACUACAAUGGCUACAUUAUCAUCUGCAUUAUUAUUGGUGCCUUCCUCGGCGCCUUUAUUUUCAGCUGGGAUCAACUGAUGAACGAAGCCAAGUAA